This is a messenger RNA of Hevea brasiliensis (rubber tree), 2066 nucleotides long. RefSeq names its product GATA transcription factor 26-like. Gene Ontology annotation, molecular function: sequence-specific DNA binding; zinc ion binding. The transcript has 7 exons. The record is from RefSeq and is a predicted model, not a curated record. Bases 1085 to 1861 code for a protein of 258 amino acids. Gene Ontology annotation, biological process: regulation of DNA-templated transcription. NCBI's taxonomy places the organism in Eukaryota, Viridiplantae, Streptophyta, Magnoliopsida, Malpighiales, Euphorbiaceae.
CCAUAAUUGCAGGUCAAGCUUUCAGAAUGAAGAAGAAGAGUGUUGAAGAGCAAAGGUUAAAGAGUGCUAGAGGACGUGAAAAAAGCUCUGAUGAAAUUUUUGUUUGUGAAAGGGUAUGCACUUCGAAAAGGAUGUUAAAAAAGAAAAGGGAAAUGCGGGACUCAAACUUGUGUCUUGGCCCUAGUUGAGAGAUGCAACUAAAGGUGCAAGUUGCCUUUAAUUAAUGUAUGCAACAUCAAUACUAAGAAGCCUAACAGAUAUCGAGUAUAAGCCAAGGCGGGCACCUGCCACCUAGUCAAAGUUCAUUCUGUCAUCCAGCAUAUCCAAGGUAGGAUUAGUUUAGAUACUUUGUGAACUGUGGACAAGUACAAGUGCUACUUUCAAGUGGUACUGCAAACAUGCUAUCAAGGUCUCUUUUUCUUUUAUUCUUAAUGCUCUAAUCUUCAUUAUACACAAUUGUUGAUCUUACACAGUUAGUUCCCGAGUUGUCAGCUACUGGCAGGCAGUUCAAUAUUUGAGUUUUUGCUGCCUUUCUUGGGCGUCUGACUUCUGCGGUGGGAGUAGAAGUUGCUGGAUGUAAUAACAUGUUUGCAUCUGGAUAUAUAUGAUUUUUCUUGUUUAUACUAUAUGUACUCUUAUCUCUCAGGUUAGCAUUUUUCCGAUUAAGCUACUAGCCCUUUAGGCAUGAGCUUAUGAAAAUGCGCCACUCCCUUAAUCUCAUCUUUUGUUUCCAAUCCAUCUUAUCUUUGAGGCAAGCAAUUUGCUAAUGAACAACAAGCCAAUUAGGCAUGAACUUAUGAUAACACUCCGCCACCUUCAUCUCAUCUUUCUUGUUUCCAAUCCAUUAGUGAAAGUGGCAAUGCAAUUCUCAUUUUGAGGACUCUUCAACAAGUCUUGCACUUGCACUUGUGGACUCUCUUGUUGAAAGUGUCAUCUAAAGUCCAGGCUCAACAAGCGAAGGCAUUGUGGCCGCCUGAAAUGGCCGUUCUUAUAUCAGAUUCAUUUGGAUUUGUCUAUUGUUUCAUUGGGUUGAGAUCUUGGAGCAAAUUUGAAGUUGGAUUAAUUUUAUGAGCAUUGUGUCAAUAUGGGAAAACAAGGGCCUUGUUAUCAUUGUGGCACUAAUAGCACUCCACUAUGGAGAAAUGGGCCACCUGAGAAGCCAGUGUUAUGCAAUGCCUGUGGAUCAAGGUACAGGAUUAGAGGAAGUCUUGCAAACUAUACACCUAAGCAUGCCCAAGGACAACCAACUGCUAAAAGGGUAAGAAUUAAAUCCAAGUCGGCUCCAAAGAAAUGCAAAUUGAUAAGCACUGAAGAAAACUUCUCCAUUGACGUUUGCCAUUCUCCUGCUUCUGAUGAUUUUACAACCAAUAAAUCUAGCUCAGAAUCUGCAACAUCAUGUUCCCAGAGCUGCUACAAUGUAAAAGAAGAAGAGAAUGGAGGUGAAAGUCCAGGUGGAUUAAUCCAGGGAAGCUUGUGGAAGUCUGGUAUACCUUCAAGAAAGAGGUCUGUAAAUGUUCAACGCUGUCUUACACCCAUUGAAAGACUUCAAAGGGAGCUUUGCAAUAUUUUGAAGAAUGAUCCUUCCAUCUUGUCUGAAAAUGAAGAGGAUGAUCUUCUCAUUUAUAAUGCAAACAAACUGCAAGUAUCCUGCAAUGAAAUUGGCCUUGGAGGCUUUCUUCUCAAACCCAAUACCACCACCACUACUAUUACUACUACCACAGAAGUUGCACCACCACCAGCUGAGCCUGAGAAACACUCCUCAGCAGUAGAUAUCAAGGAUUCUGCUUUAAUUGAGUCUCAAAUAGAUCCUCAUCAUCCAUGGGUGGGUUUCAAGAAAAUUGAACCAGUUGCAGAUGGCUAGCUUCAAGGGCAACUGGGCAACGGCAGGUGAAACCAUAUUAAAAAACUGUAGUCACAUUUUUAUUUUUUCAUUUUUGCCAUCCAUUGAAAUCUUAAAAAUGUACUUCUUUGCAUUAAUUUGAUGUAUUUAUUUUUAACAGUUUGCAGUGAAACUAAAUUUGACUGAUAAAUAAUAAGAUUAAUUAUAUUAUUAUUUUUUUCAUUAA